AUGAAAAAACCGAAAUUUGAGGCAAAAUACUACGAACAUCGUGAGGAACUGGAUUUAUUGAUACACGACCCUGAGGACGUGAAAGGAAAAUUCGGUGGUUUUGAGGUGUUGCUAAGAAUUGGCAGUCCAGUCCUUCGGAACGAAUGGAAUUCAGAAGCCAACCUUACGGCCAGCGAACGGAAAUAUAAAGUGGGGACGCUGCUUCCAUCAGUGCCAUACGAGUUAACGGUGCGAGGACUGGUACUGCCCAAUGUUUUCAGCGAGUUGGCUGACCCACUGCUGUUUAAGCCAUCAAAAGCAGACCAGUGUGCACCACAAAAUGUGAAACUUGAAGCCAUCGACCCGCACACUGUGAACAUGAAGUGGGAUCUCCCAGCCAAAUCUCACGGCCACAUCGUUGGCUAUACCAUUCUCUGGAACCUCAAUAACAGGAAGCAAAAAAGUAUCCAUCUUUCGUCAGGUCAAUCCUACAUCUUCACCAAUUUGCAACCAAAAGUGUCUCUUUCCGCCUCCGUUUGUGCACACUAUAAACCCGAAGUUCCACCAAAUCUUGAGUACAUAGGCUCCUUCAGUAAGCCUUCAACAGUGAUCACGCCACCAUCGGUACAA
This is a messenger RNA of Hydatigera taeniaeformis, 609 nucleotides long. NCBI's taxonomy places the organism in Eukaryota, Metazoa, Platyhelminthes, Cestoda, Cyclophyllidea, Taeniidae. The record is from the annotation of a GenBank genome assembly.